UUGUUCCAGAGAAGCAGUAAGAAUGACAUUCAGGCCUUCAGUGCUGUAGCUGGGCACACCACCACGCUCAACACUCAGAUCGCGAUGAGACUUCUAGCAAUUUCUCCUUCCUGCCUUGCAGCAAAUAACAUUUAACAGCUAUGAAGUGCAAAUGAAGAGCAGUAGCAAAUAAUAACUGGUAGAUUUAAUAUAAUUUUUGCCAUUCUUCUGAAAAAUGAAGACCAUAUUUCUUGUGAUUCACAUUAGCUUGCUGCUACAUGCUGUUUUCUCUGCUCAGGGUCGAUUUGCUCAAAAACUGUUGAAUGACCUAAUGGAGGGCUAUUCUAAUGCUUUACGGCCUGUGGAGGACACAGACAAAGCCCUUAAUGUCACUCUACAGAUCACGCUUUCACAGAUUAAAGAUAUGGAUGAAAGAAACCAGGUGCUGACUACAUAUCUGUGGGUUCGUCAGAUCUGGCAUGAUGCUUACUUGAGCUGGGAUAAAGAAGAAUAUGAUGGACUUGAGGUCAUCCGCAUUCCCAGCAAUCUUGUUUGGAGACCAGACAUAGUUUUAUAUAACAAUGCAGAUGAGGAGGACUCCUCAGGACCCCCAGACACUAAUGUGGUGUUGAGAUAUAAUGGUGAGAUCACAUGGGACUCCCCUGCCAUCACCAAGAGUUCUUGUAAGGUGGACGUCUCCUAUUUCCCCUUUGAUAGUCAGGAAUGCAACCUUACCUUUGGCUCCUGGACCUACAAUGGCAACCAGGUGGACAUUGCUAUGGGCAUGGAGAGUGGUGAUCUUUCAGAUUUUGUGGAUAACGUGGAAUGGGAGUGUCAUGGCAUGCCAGCUGUCAAGAAUGUCAUAAUGUACGGUUGCUGCUCAGACCCGUACCCUGACAUAACGUACACAGUCCUGCUCAAGCGGCGUUCUUCUUUCUACAUCUUCAACCUGCUUCUGCCGUGUUUCCUCAUCUCUUUCUUGGCUCCACUGGGCUUCUACCUGCCGGCUGAUUCUGGGGAGAAGGUCUCGUUGGGGGUGACGGUCCUGCUGGCUCUGACUGUAUUUCAGCUGAUGGUAGCUGAAAGUAUGCCACCUUCAGAAAGUGUUCCAUUAAUUGGAAAAUAUUACAUUGCAACAAUGACCAUGAUAACAGCCUCUACAUCUUUGACUAUAUUCAUUAUGAAUAUACACUUCUGUGGAGCAGAAGCUAAACCGGUGCCCCACUGGGCCAAAGUUCUGAUAAUAGACUACAUGUCAAAGAUCUUCUUUGUGUAUGAGGUAGGAGAGAACUGCACAACACCUGAAAGUGAUCGAGGCCCAUUUUUCUCUGAAGAUCCACUGGCUAGCCUGGAGAGAGAUGGGUAUUUUGACAAAGGGUUUUAUGAAGACUGUCACCUUGAUGAGAGAAUCCGCAGUCAGUUUAAUGGCUACAAUAAGACAACUACUGGCACAGGGUGUGUCUGUGGAAAACAUCAGAAAUUGGUGCGAAACAUUGAGUACAUAGCUAACUGUUUCAGAGAGCAGAGGGGACACCAGGCCAAAGGGGCCGAGUGGAAGAAGGUUGCCAAGGUGAUGGACAGGUUCUUCAUGUGGGUGUUUUUCAUCAUGGUCUUCCUCAUGAGUAUUCUUGUCUUGGCCAAGGCAACCUAGGAAAGUUUACAACUUGAUGCAAUUGGUAAAUUACAUAAUAAGUAAAUCUAUGUGUCAAAAGACUGUAAUUCUGUUCUGCAAUCCUGUAUUUGUUGGCA
Danio rerio (zebrafish) is the source of this 1728-nucleotide messenger RNA. The record is from RefSeq and is a predicted model, not a curated record. NCBI's taxonomy places the organism in Eukaryota, Metazoa, Chordata, Actinopteri, Cypriniformes, Danionidae.